Messenger RNA from Caenorhabditis elegans, 552 nucleotides. RefSeq names its product Extracellular protein (gene Y67A10A.2). The coding region runs from base 1 to 552 and encodes 183 amino acids. Lineage: Eukaryota; Metazoa; Nematoda; Chromadorea; Rhabditida; Rhabditidae. The record is from RefSeq and is marked reviewed. The transcript is spliced from 3 exons.
AUGGUUAUUGAUAAUUGGUAUCAUUGUGGGCCCCUGGCAUCAAAUAAUAAACUUUCAUGUUGCCCAGCAGGAGGGUAUUGGUCGAAAUGGAGUGCUUGGCAAAAAGAGACCGAUAAGAUUCAGUGGACCCGCACAAGAACCUGCACCAGCAAAGACUUUUUUUGCCCGUGUACUGGCGAAACGACGAAUAUUGUAUACACUUGUCCCUGCACCGCCGUUACCGUAAUCAACUCAACCUCCACAUGCUCCUCAUCAACUUCAAAGACCCCGUUUUCAAUUCGAACUCCUUUGAAUCAAGCCUCUCAGUGUCUCUCCACAUUUAUAAUAGAGGCAACAAACUUCCGAUAUAAUUUCUAUACUGCAAGCGGAUCAGAUUUUGUAACAACUAUCGGAUGGGUGGAUAGUACCGGAGUCUGUCAAACUGCCGACGUGCCGGGCUUGGGUGGGAUGGGGACCGCUGGCUUGUUCUAUAAAAUCAAUUUUCCAUGCGAUUUGACAACUGGAACAUUUGGUGGAAGUUUGAGAGGAGUUGCGAUGAAUGAUUUGACUUAA